Molecule: messenger RNA, 1485 nt
Organism: Oldenlandia corymbosa var. corymbosa
Lineage: Eukaryota; Viridiplantae; Streptophyta; Magnoliopsida; Gentianales; Rubiaceae
Source: the annotation of a GenBank genome assembly
AUGGGCCGGUCUCGAGCUGUUCCUCACUCCGCCGAUGAAGAUUCCGGCCAAAGGUCAAAGAAGAAAAAGAGAGCUUCCAACGUCGAAAAUGUGGAAACUGUUACCGCAGCUCAAGGCAAGACAGAAGGGAAGGCUUUAUACCAUUGUAAUUAUUGCAAUAAGGACAUAUCUGGGAAAGUUAGCAUUAAAUGUGUCAUCUAUGCUGACUUUGAGUUUUGUGUGGAGUGCUUUUCAAUUGGAGCCGAGGUCCAUCCUCACAAGAGUAACUGGGCUGAAGUUGAUGAACAUGUUGAAACCAAGAGGAAAUCACAAUGUAUUGCGCACUACAAUGCUAUUUACAUGAAUUCUCCAUGCUUUCCUCUUCCGGACAUGUCUCAUGUUAUGGGAAAGAAUGGGGAAGAGCUCCUUGCCAUAGCCAGUGAACAUGGAGAAGUAAAGAUGGGAUAUUCCACUCCUGGGGGAGUUAAGGAUGAGUCUUUGCUUCCGGUGAAAAUCAAGUGUAUGGAUGAUCCAGCUGAUCUUCUACGUGGUAGUAUUGUGUCACGGGGUUGGAGAGACUUUGUCAUAGUCGUGGGUCUGGGGAAAGUCGUGGUGGGCAAUGAAUUUGUUGGAGGAGCUAAGCGGGCAUCAAGUCUCAAACAAAGUAAGGAUGAGCAUGAAGGAAUCAAGGUUGAAGAUGUUACAGGCCGGAGUUUUGGAGAGAAGAAACCGAGGACAUCUGAGGAUUACUGUAUCCUGAUAAUUUUGAAAAAGAACUUUCACGGGAAGAGAAAGACAUAUGCCAAUGCUAUAGAGUAUUUAUGCGAUUCCAUUCAAAAGAAGAGCAUGAGGAGUUACUUAGAAGCCUUGUUGAAGAAAAUCGAAAACCCUAAGGAUUUGACAAGAUUCACCGCAUACUGGAUAUCCGGACGAGUGAAAGGCCCCAAUUUGCCUCACUCAUUGAUGAGAAUCAUUGAAAAGGUGCUUUGUGUGGAACAAGAGCUUCAAAGCCUUAAGCAAGAGUUUUGGAGUAGUGACAUUGUUUAUGAAACCCAAGCUGAAUUGUAUGAACUUGUUCAAGAUGACAUGGAUGUUGAGUCUUAUAUUGCUAAGUUUGAGCAGUUGUGCUUGAAUGAUGAUGUGAAUGACUUAAGUGAACCUUACAAAUUACGUUGGUUGCAUGGUGGAAUGGAAUUGAGUGUUACUCAGAGUGUUAAGGUGGAUCUUCGCAUUGGAGAUCUUGUUUCGAACGAAGGUACAUUCGAGGAGGGUGAAUCGAGUGGUAAAGCUAAGUAUUCACCAAUGCCUUCUAAUGGGAACAAUGAGGUUGAAGAAGAAUCGCUUAAUCAUCAACAAGUGUAUGAGGAGUUAAGUGGUGAUUUCCCUAGCAAGUGGAAUGAUUCAAGUGAUGAAGAUUCCAGUGAUGUCCUAGAGAUUGAUGCAGAUGAGUAUGUUCUGAAGAGCAAGUAUCUUGAAGAGAUUGAAGAUAUACAUUCAAGUAUGUAG